This is a messenger RNA of Paramecium tetraurelia, 1719 nucleotides long. RefSeq lists its product as uncharacterized. The transcript has 3 exons. Lineage: Eukaryota; Ciliophora; Oligohymenophorea; Peniculida; Parameciidae. The record is from RefSeq and is a predicted model, not a curated record.
AUGAAUUAAAUAUACUUAAAGCCACUUGAUGAAACUUGUGAUAAUCCACAGUUACAUGAGGCUACUAAAUUAUUUCUUACCAUGAAUAAGGAGAAUCAUACAAGAGAAGAAUUGCAUUACAUUUUAUAGAAGAUGGAAGAACUGCCCUACUUUAAACAAUUUGUUUUGGAGAAAUUGUAGAAAGGAACGCAAAGGAAUGACAUUUUGGAAUUGUGUUCUCGUUUGAGGAUGGAAUACUUUAAAGGAGGGGAAGUGUUGUUCUAAGAGAAUGAUACAUCAAAUGAUAAGCUUUAUAUGAUUUAAUAUGGAGAAGUUAUGUUGAUGAGGUAGAAAAAGAUGGAUUAAUUGAUGACUUUGUAAAGAUAGAAUUCAGAACAAGUUCAAUAACCAUAACUAAAAAUUGCUUAAAUUCUAAAUGCUAAGAAGUUUACAAGCAAAAUUAUAAGACAUCAUAACUUUCAUAAGGAGACAACUAUUUCAAAAGAGGAGAAACAAUAAAUGGAACACAAAUACGGAGAGUGUAUAAGAUUGUUGGGAGUGGGUACAGGAUUUGGAGAGAAAGCUUUGGUUGAGAAUAUUCCUAGGUCUUUAACAGUAGCAUGUUAUAGUCACGAGUUAUUUGUGAUAGUUUUGAAGAAGGAUGAUUUUAUAACUUAUUAGAUGACAUUUGAAAAAACAAAGAAGGAGAAAUAGUAGUUAAUGUUCAAAAUAUUCAAAAAUGUGAAUAAUGAGUAUUCAUCUUAGAGAUUGGAAAGCAUGAUAUACAGUUGUUAGACUAUCACAUAUGAUAGAGGAACUCAGUUAGCAACAGAGGAUGAGGAAGGUGAUGCAUUCUAUUUGGUGAUCAAUGGAGAUUUGACAUUAUCGAAAAAAAUAGAUAAUCGAAAUGUCUCUCUAUGCAUAAUAUCAUCAGGUCAUUUGAUGGGUGAAGAAAUUAUUAUCAAUAAAACUGGUAUGUACGAAUAUAGUUGUACGGUGACAUCCUUAUUGGCUACUGUGAUUGUGAUAGAUGCAAAUGAAUUUAUUCAUAAGUUUCCUGAAGAAUGCAGAUUACAAUUGAUUGAGGAUUAUGGUCCAAAGACUGCUAAUAGAUAGAGAUUGUUGUAAUUAUUGUUGUAGAAGAGGAGGUCAUAGAAUACAUCAAACAAACAAAUGACAAAUGAAUAAGUAAGAUUAUUGACAGAAAUAGAUGAUGUAGUAAUAGAUUAAAACAAAAAUCAUAUUAUUGAAAGUUUGAAGAAAUAAAAAGAUGUUUAAUUGAAUCAACAUUUCCUAACUACAUAUUCAAAUCCAAGUGUUCAAAACUAUUGCAUUGCUAAAAUAAUUGACAGAGAAAAAACAUUUCAUAAAUUAAUAAAGAGUUGUGAAUUUUAAGAGUUUGAUUUCGGGAAUGGGAACAAUGAAAUUAUUAAGAGAAGAAGAUUUAUGUUAGAAAAUAAAUUGAAUUUGAAGAAACCAAAUGAAAAUUAUUUGAAACCCCAAUUCCAUAUUCUUCCUCUAACAGUUAAGAGAGAUCUGGUCAAAAACUUCAGACUCAACAAUAAGAAAAAUGUUUGUUAUUCUAAUUUCAAUAUUAAGACACUCACAAAGGUGUAACCGAAUAAAAAAUAAUCACCUUUGAAAAUAAGGGAGUUGAUGACUGCUAGACCUUCGCAAUAGCAAUGUGAUAGUUAUAGUACCCAUAUGUUUACUUAGAUUGAUGAUAGACAAUCACUUUGA